AUGGAGAACAGUACCACCACCAUUUCUCGGGAGGAGCUGGAGGAACUACAAGAAGCCUUUAAUAAAAUAGAUAUUGACAACAGUGGGUAUGUCAGUGACUAUGAACUCCAGGACCUGUUUAAGGAAGCAAGCCUUCCUCUGCCUGGCUAUAAGGUGCGUGAGAUCGUGGAGAAAAUUCUAGCAGUUGCUGACAACAGCAAAGAUAGCAGAAUCAGCUUCGAAGAGUUUGUGUCGCUAAUGCAAGAGUUAAAAAGCAAAGACAUCAGCAAAACGUUCAGAAAAAUAAUUAACAAGAGGGAAGGGAUUACUGCUAUUGGAGGAACUUCAUCCAUUUCCAGUGAGGGCACACAGCAUUCUUAUUCAGAGGAAGAAAAAGUGGCUUUUGUUAACUGGAUAAACAAAGCCCUGGAGAAUGACCCUGACUGUAAGCAUCUCAUACCGAUGAACCCCAAUGAUGACAGUCUUUUCAAAUCACUUGCUGAUGGCAUCCUUCUUUGCAAAAUGAUCAACUUAUCUGAACCAGAUACAAUUGAUGAAAGAGCCAUUAAUAAGAAAAAGCUCACCCCCUUCACUAUUUCUGAAAAUUUAAACCUAGCCCUGAAUUCUGCCUCAGCCAUUGGCUGUACUGUAGUCAACAUUGGGGCACAGGAUCUCACAGAAGGAAAACCUCACUUGGUCUUGGGGCUUCUCUGGCAGAUCAUCAAAGUUGGUCUUUUUGCUGAUAUUGAGAUUUCCAGGAAUGAAGCUCUGAUUGCAUUGCUAAAGGAAGGUGAGGAUCUAGAAGAGCUAAUGAGGCUGUCUCCAGAGGAAUUACUGCUGCAGUGGGUGAACUACCAUCUGACCAAUGCAGGUUGGCCUACCAUCAGCAACUUCAGCCACGACAUUAAGGAUUCAAGAGCCUAUUUUCAUCUGUUGGAUCAGAUUGCACCUAAAGGUGACCGGGAUGAUGGACCUGCCAUUGCCAUUGAUCUUACAGGAUUUGGUGAGAAAAAUGACUUGAAGCGUGCUGAAUUCAUGCUUCAGGAAGCAGACAAACUGGGCUGCAGACAGUUUGUUACUCCUGCAGAUGUGGUUUCAGGCAAUCCUAAACUUAACCUGGCUUUUGUAGCUAAUCUGUUCAACACGUACCCAGGCCUCCGCAAGCCUGAUAAUAAUGACAUCGAUGUGAAUUUAUUGGAAGGAGAGAGCAAGGAAGAGAGGACAUUUCGGAACUGGAUGAAUUCCUUGGGAGUCAACCCAUAUAUCAAUCAUUUGUACAGUGACCUUGCAGAUGCAUUAGUCAUCUUUCAGCUCUACGAAAUGAUCCGCGUGCCAGUUGACUGGAGCCAUGUCAACAAACCUCCUUAUCCUGCUCUUGGAGGGAACAUGAAGAAGAUCGAAAACUGUAACUAUGCAGUGGAACUUGGGAAGAAUAAGGCCAAAUUCUCCUUGGUUGGCAUUGCUGGGCAGGACUUGAAUGAAGGAAAUUCAACACUUACUCUGGCAUUGGUGUGGCAGCUGAUGAGAAGGUACACACUGAAUGUGUUAUCAGAUCUUGGAGAGGGUGAAAAAGUAAAUGAUGCAAUUAUCAUUGAAUGGGUCAAUCAGACUCUUAAAAGUGCAAACAAAAAAACUUUCAUUUCCAGCUUCAAGGACAAAUCUAUUAGCACUAGCUUACCUGUCUUAGAUUUAAUAGAUGCCAUUGCACCAAAUGCAGUUCGUCAAGAAAUGAUUAAGAGAGAAGACCUUUCUGAUGAGGACAAGCUGAACAAUGCUAAAUACGCCAUUUCUGUUGCUCGAAAGAUCGGUGCCCGGAUAUAUGCCUUACCUGAUGACCUUGUGGAAGUGAAACCAAAGAUGGUUAUGACAGUGUUUGCAUGCUUAAUGGGAAAAGGACUGAACAAAAUAAAAUAA
Budorcas taxicolor (takin) is the source of this 1893-nucleotide messenger RNA. RefSeq names its product plastin 1 (gene PLS1). The record is from RefSeq and is a predicted model, not a curated record. The transcript has 15 exons. The coding region runs from base 1 to 1893 and encodes 630 amino acids. Lineage: Eukaryota; Metazoa; Chordata; Mammalia; Artiodactyla; Bovidae. Gene Ontology annotation, molecular function: actin filament binding; calcium ion binding. Gene Ontology annotation, biological process: actin filament bundle assembly; actin filament network formation. Gene Ontology annotation, cellular component: actin filament; cytoplasm; actin filament bundle.